Molecule: messenger RNA, 156 nt
Organism: Pongo pygmaeus (Bornean orangutan)
Lineage: Eukaryota; Metazoa; Chordata; Mammalia; Primates; Hominidae
Product: mitochondrial import receptor subunit TOM5 homolog
Exons: 1
Coding region: 1-156 (51 amino acids)
Cellular component (GO): mitochondrial outer membrane translocase complex
Source: RefSeq, a predicted model, not a curated record
AUGUUCUGGAUUGAGGGCCUCACACCGAAGCUGGACCUGGAGGAGAUGAAACAGAAGACAUGCAAAGAUGUGAUCUCCUCCAUACGGAACUUCCUCAGCUACGUGGCCCUACUGCAAGUCACUCCUUUUAUCUUAAAGAAAUUGGACAGCAUAUGA